CAAACCCCCGUUUCCCCCUUUCCUCCCCUCUCACACUCGACCUUCCAUCCCCUCUCCCUGCUUUGCUCUGAAAAGUCCAAGUUUUUCUCCAAUGGCGACCGUCUCUCCAACUCCUCUGUUGAAAGAUGAGCUCGACAUCGUGAUUCCCACGAUUAGGAACUUGGACUUUUUGGAGAUGUGGAGACCCUUUUUCCAGCCUUACCAUCUCAUCAUUGUUCAAGAUGGUGAUCCUACCAAGACUAUCAAGGUCCCUGAAGGCUUCGAUUAUGAGCUUUACAAUAGGAACGACAUCAACAGGAUUUUGGGUCCUAAGGCUUCUUGUAUCUCUUUCAAGGAUUCUGCUUGUAGGUGCUUUGGGUACAUGGUUUCCAAGAAGAAAUACAUCUAUACCAUUGAUGAUGACUGCUUUGUUGCUAAAGAUCCAUCUGGCAAAGACAUCAAUGCAUUGGAGCAGCACAUACAGAACCUGCUGAGUCCAUCCACUCCAUUUUUCUUCAACACUCUUUAUGACCCAUACCGAUCCGGUGCUGACUUCGUUCGUGGCUACCCUUUCAGCCUCCGUGAGGGUGUUCCCACUGCCGUCUCACACGGUCUCUGGCUCAACAUCCCGGAUUAUGAUGCUCCCACACAGCUUGUCAAGCCACUCGAGAGGAACACCAGGUAUGUUGACGCAAUAAUGACGAUUCCGAAGGGAACCUUGUUCCCCAUGUGCGGAAUGAAUCUGGCAUUUAACCGAGAAUUGAUCGGCCCUGCAAUGUACUUUGGACUCAUGGGAGAUGGUCAACCAAUUGGACGAUACGAUGAUAUGUGGGCUGGCUGGUGCACGAAGGUUAUUUGCGAUCACCUCGGAUGGGGAGUGAAGACCGGACUUCCCUACAUUUGGCACAGCAAAGCGAGCAACCCGUUUGUGAACCUUAAGAAAGAAUACAAAGGAAUUUACUGGCAAGAAGAGUUGAUUCCGUUCUUCCAAUCCGUUGCCCUUCCGAAGGACUGCACCACCGUUCAGAAAUGCUACAUUGAGAUCUCCAAGCAAGUGAAGGCGAAACUCGGCAAGGUCGAUGACUACUUCAAUAAGCUGGCGGAUGCUAUGGUGACAUGGAUUGAAGCUUGGGAUGAACUGAACCCAUCGGGCGAUAUAUCCGCCAAGAUUCCUAAUGGUGCUUCCAAGUGAAAACACAUCAUUGUGUGAAACGCCUAUUUUGCAGGUUGGAGGGAGAACCAUUUAUGUAUGUUACUACAUAUCUCAUAGUAUUUUAUCAUAUUUACUGAGCUUAGCUGAACAAUAAGAAAUUUAUGGUUUUAUGUAUUGUAUUAGACUUUGAGAGUUAGCUUCUAUAGUUUUUAAUUCAGAUGAUUGCAUUUCAAUUAAUUAAAAUCUCUUUUGUUUGAAAA
This is a messenger RNA of Gossypium raimondii (Peruvian cotton), 1392 nucleotides long. RefSeq names its product probable UDP-arabinopyranose mutase 2. The transcript has 4 exons. The record is from RefSeq and is a predicted model, not a curated record. Lineage: Eukaryota; Viridiplantae; Streptophyta; Magnoliopsida; Malvales; Malvaceae. Gene Ontology annotation, molecular function: UDP-arabinopyranose mutase activity. The coding region runs from base 92 to 1171 and encodes 359 amino acids. Gene Ontology annotation, cellular component: cytosol; Golgi apparatus. Gene Ontology annotation, biological process: plant-type cell wall biogenesis; UDP-L-arabinose metabolic process.